Molecule: messenger RNA, 459 nt
Organism: Vicia faba (fava bean)
Lineage: Eukaryota; Viridiplantae; Streptophyta; Magnoliopsida; Fabales; Fabaceae
Source: the annotation of a GenBank genome assembly
AUGAAUGAUGAUGCGAUGAUUCUGAUCUCGCUUCGUUGUAAGAAUCUCAUGCGCUUGAAGUUGCGAGGGGGUAAGGAGAUUACCGAGAUUGGGAUGUUGGGGCUUGCGAAGAAUCGUGAGAAUUUGAAGAAGCUUUCGAUUGUUUCGUGUUUGUUCGAUGUUAAGGGUGUUCAUGUUGUUGUGUAUACUAGUGAUGUUAUUGAGGAACUUUCUGUGAAGAGGAUUAGAGGAGAUAGCGAUGAGGAUGGUGAAUUGGUUUAUGGUAAUGGUUAUGGUUGUUCUUCAUUGAAAUCGAUUUGUUGGAAGGAGCUUGGUAACGGGCAGAGUUUUAUGUCGUUGAUACUUGGUUCUAAGAAGCUUCAAACUCUGAAGUUGAUUGGGUGUGUGGGAAAUUGGGAUUCAACCCUUGCGAAUAUGGGGAAAUUGAGUACGCGGGCUGAGAUUCAUCUUGAGAAGUGA